UCGCGCGGAAAGAGGACCAAAAUGGAGGAGUAGGGAUCUUGAUUAAACGGAGCGGGCGCAGCGAAUCUGGCGAAGAGAACCGCGGGAGGGCGGUCUUCCGCCAGCGUGCUGGGGGCCGCCGCGCCUCACCUCUUCGGCGGCGCCCUGUGGGUUCUGCGGCUGCGCGCUGCUUUCACCGGCAGAGCGAACCCGCACGGAGUCGCAGGGGCGCGCAAAGGGGGAGGAGCGGGCAUGACCAGGCGCGCGCGCGUCUGCGGUGACUCUAGGGAGCAGGCGAGUCGGGCGGAUCGGGAGCGGAUCCGGGGUAGAGGGAGGAGAGCUCCGGGUCAAGGACCGCCGCCGCCGCCGUCGGGGAGUCGGCCCGCCCGCCCGCCCGCCCGCCAGCCCGCCCGCCAGCCCGCCGGCGCCUCGCGUGCCCUGCCGGUCACGAUCAGGUCAAACAUUGUCUGGCUUGCACUCUAAAACUAGUUAGCUGAAGACGACUUCUCAGGUUUCUUCAGGAUGCCGGCAGCACUUGUGGAGAAUAGCCAGGUUAUCUGUGAAGUGUGGGCCAGUAAUCUAGAAGAAGAGAUGAGGAAGAUCCGAGAAAUCGUGCUCAGUUACAGUUAUAUUGCCAUGGACACAGAAUUUCCAGGAGUUGUGGUGCGGCCAAUUGGUGAAUUUCGUAGUUCCAUAGAUUACCAGUAUCAGCUUCUGCGGUGUAAUGUUGACCUUUUAAAAAUUAUCCAGCUGGGCCUUACAUUCACAAAUGAGAAGGGAGAAUAUCCUUCUGGAAUCAAUACUUGGCAGUUCAACUUCAAAUUUAACCUUACAGAGGACAUGUACUCCCAGGAUUCCAUAGAUCUUCUUGCUAACUCAGGACUGCAGUUUCAGAAGCAUGAAGAGGAGGGGAUUGACACACUGCACUUUGCAGAGCUGCUUAUGACAUCAGGAGUGGUUCUAUGCGACAAUGUCAAAUGGCUUUCAUUUCAUAGUGGCUAUGAUUUUGGCUAUAUGGUAAAGUUGCUUACAGAUUCUCGUUUGCCAGAAGAGGAACAUGAAUUCUUUCAUAUUCUGAAUCUCUUCUUCCCAUCCAUUUAUGAUGUGAAAUACCUAAUGAAGAGUUGCAAAAAUCUUAAGGGAGGUCUUCAGGAAGUUGCUGAUCAGUUGGAUUUGCAGAGGAUUGGAAGGCAGCACCAGGCAGGCUCAGACUCACUGCUGACAGGAAUGGCUUUCUUCAGGAUGAAAGAGUUGUUUUUUGAGGACAGCAUUGAUGACGCCAAAUACUGUGGGCGGCUCUAUGGCUUAGGCACAGGAGUGGCCCAGAAGCAGAAUGAGGACGUGGACUCUGCGCAGGAGAAGAUGAGCAUCCUGGCGAUCAUCAACAACAUGCAGCAGUGACGGUACCAGGCUCUGCGGGGCGGGCCUCAGCCCAGAUUGGUGCUUACUGUGCUGACUGUGUACUUACCUUCCCCAAGAGAAAAUGCUUCUUUUGAGCAAACUGUACCUACCAUCUGCACUGAGCAGAAAGACUUGUUUUACCGAAGACAAAAGAUGUCUUUAUUUUAGAUCCAGAAGAGAGGAGUUUGCUCUGAAUUUGUAAACAAGUCUUCCCUGUUCCUCAUCCCCAGGUCUCUCCUCUCCGGUUGCCUCUUGCCACCAGCAUCCAUGGCUCAUUUGACACCUUUUUAAAUAUCCAGGACAAGUCUGAAACAAACUAGUAAAAUGUAUAUAACUCUUA
Saimiri boliviensis boliviensis (Bolivian squirrel monkey) is the source of this 1720-nucleotide messenger RNA. Lineage: Eukaryota; Metazoa; Chordata; Mammalia; Primates; Cebidae. The record is from RefSeq and is a predicted model, not a curated record.